Messenger RNA from Penicillium robsamsonii, 690 nucleotides. RefSeq names its product SDR family NAD(P)-dependent oxidoreductase. Gene Ontology annotation, molecular function: oxidoreductase activity. Lineage: Eukaryota; Fungi; Ascomycota; Eurotiomycetes; Eurotiales; Aspergillaceae. The record is from RefSeq and is a predicted model, not a curated record. Bases 1 to 690 code for a protein of 229 amino acids. The transcript has 3 exons.
AUGGGAUCUCUCCAAGAUCAAGUUGUAAUUAUCACUGGGGCCUCAUCGGGAAUAGGGCUAGUCACGGCAAUUGCUGCUCUGAGCGAAGGCGCCCAGGUCCUAGGGGUGGAUAUUUCCUCGCCGCCGACAUCACUCAUUGAGUGUCCAAAGUUUGCCUUCUGCCAGGGAAAUUUGGUUGACCCUUGCACACCACAAAAGGUAGUAUCAGCAUGUAACGAUGCGUUUGGGAGGAGAAUUGACGCGCUCUUGAACAUUGCUGGCGUCAUGGAUCAUAAUCAGAGCGCAGAUUCAGUCGUGGACAGCGUGUGGGAUCGAUGCAUUGCUGUUAACCUCACUGCUCCUGUGAGACUGAUGCGUGAGGUGCUCCCCAUAAUGCGCGAACAGAAGUCUGGCAGUAUUGUGAAUGUUGCCAGCAAGGCUGCGCUGAGUGGCGCAGUCUCUGGUGUGGCGUACACAGCAAGUGUCAGCAACGAUACAGGCAUCCUUAAGGAUCUUGACAUCAACGCAUUCGAUAAGGAUGCCCUGGCUGCCAUGUCGCCAAUACACGCGGCGCAUUCAUCGGACAAGGAGAAAGGAUACGCUAUCACGCCAGAUGACGUUGCUAGUUGUCUGUUGUUCUUGAUUUCUUCAGCUAGUCGGAGAAUCAACGGCGCGGUGAUUCCAAUUGAUAAUGCUUGGUCGACGAUUUGA